CCGCCAGGCAGACGGAGGCACCGGGAAAAGGGGAGAGAGUUCAUUGGAUCAAACAUGUCACAAGAGACGGACAAUAACAAGCGACUUGUGGCCUUAGUGCCAAAUGACACUUCAUUCAACACCAGACGAGCCUACACCAGUGAAGAUGAAGCCUGGAAGUCGUAUUUGGAGAAUCCCCUAACAGCAGCUACCAAGGCUAUGAUGAGCAUAAAUGGUGAUGAGGACAGUGCUGCUGCUCUUGGCCUGUUGUAUGACUAUUAUAAAGUUCCCAGAGAUAAAAGGCUGUUGUCUGUUAACAAAGUGAGUGAUAAUCAAGAAGACCAAGAUAAAAGAAAUUGUCUUAAUACCACGGAAGCUCAGAAUAACUUAAGUGGGGGAGAGAACCGUGUGCAAGUCCUGAAGACUGUGCCAGUUAACCUUUCUUUGAACCAAGAUCCUUUGGAGUCAUCCAAAAGGGAAUACAACACAAAUGUGUCUGGGAGCUCAACACCCAUCACAGGGUCUGCAGUGACUGUGGUUAAAGCAGAGGAAUUCACCCCUGUUUUUAUGACCCCACAAACACACUAUGCAAGAGGAGAAAAUGAGGAGCACCGAGGCGUUAUCUUUGAACCGUACGAAGUGUCUAGCAUUGCUCCCCACACAAAUUAUCUUAAAGAUGAUCAGCGCAGUACUCCUGACAGUACCUACAGUGACACCUUCAAGGAUGGAGGAACAGAAAAGUAUCGGAGUGUGUCAGUGGGGGCUGAAGAAUAUAUUUAUGAACAAACAAGCAGCACUUUUCAGUAUACGCUAGAAGCUACCAAGUCUCUGCGUCAAAAGCAAGGGGAAGGACCCAUGACCUACUUGAACAAAGGACAAUUCUACGCCAUCACCCUGAGUGAGACGGGUGACAACAAGUGCUUCCGGCAUCCCAUCAGCAAAGUCAGGAGUGUGGUCAUGGUUGUUUUCAGUGAGGAUAAAAACAGAGAUGAACAGCUGAAAUAUUGGAAGUACUGGCAUUCCCGGCAGCACACAGCUAAACAAAGAGUCCUUGACAUUGCUGAUUAUAAGGAAAGUUUUAAUACCAUUGGGAAUAUCGAAGAAAUUGCAUUCAAUGCUGUGUCCUUUACCUGGGAUGUCAAUGAGGAGGCAAAGAUUUUCAUCACAGUGAAUUGCUUGAGCACAGACUUCUCCUCACAAAAAGGAGUAAAAGGGCUUCCUUUGAUGAUUCAGAUCGAUACUUACAGCUACAACAACCGCAGCAAUAAACCUAUCCACCGAGCCUACUGCCAGAUCAAGGUUUUUUGUGACAAGGGAGCAGAAAGGAAAAUCAGAGAUGAAGAGAGAAAGCAGAACAGGAAGAAAGGCAAAGGCCAGGCAUCUCAAGCCUCAUGUAAUAAUGCAGCUGAAGGGAAGUUGAGUGCACUCCCUCUGCAGAAAAAGAGUGAUAUCACCUUCUUCAAAACAAUGGCUGACCUGGAUUCCCAGCCAGUUCUCUUCAUACCGGAUGUUCACUUUGGAAACCUACAAAGAACUGGACAGGUUUACUAUAAUACAGAUGACGAGAGAGAAGGUAGCAGUGUCCUGGUCAAAAGGAUGUUCCGGCCUGUGGAGGAAGAGUUUGGUCCCUCCCCUUUGAAACAAAUCAAAGAAGAAGGUCUGAAAAGAGUGCUUUUGUAUGUGAGGAAGGAGACAGAUGAGGUGUUUGAUGCUUUGAUGCUAAAAUCACCCACAGUAAAGGGGCUAAUGGAAGCUAUCUCUGAGAAAUAUGGGCUGCCAGUUGAAAAGAUUGCAAAACUUUAUAAGAAGAGCAAAAAGGGUAUCCUGGUAAACAUGGAUGACAACAUUAUUGAGCACUACUCCAAUGAGGACACAUUCAUCCUGAACAUGGAGAGCAUGGUUGAAGGCUUCAAGAUCACACUGACAGAGAUCUAGCCUCAGGCAGAGCCUUUUUGUAAGGAACCACAGCAUUUCAUCCUUCUUGGAAAGCAGAUUCCCCGUGAACUUGACCGACAUUGAUCAGAGAAACUGUUACAAGACUGCAUUGAAAGUACUGUCUAUUCUGCAUGUGUGCACCCACUGCAUAUAGACUUGGGUUUGUCAAGCACAAGGCCACUCAUGUUAACCUGGUCCCUUAUUUAUUGUUCCCCACUCUCUAGUGUACAAGCAGUUACCAGCCCCCAGAUUUGUAACCAGGUGACCCACUGCAAGUGUGAAAUGCAGCAUUUUAAUCCAUACUUUAGUGUGGAUAAGCUCAUUCUAAAACAUGUUCAGUAACUAUGCUGGUCUAAUUUCAGAAUCUGGUAUAAAUCACUUUACCAGUAGUUGUCUCUGUCAUUGCUAAAAAUCUGUUGCAGUGCUAAAGAUGGGCAAAGUAUCUGACAGUUCACUUGCUCAGACUGAUCCAUAUCUCUCUAUACUGUAUAGUCUUGCCAAAUACCUCUGGUAGUUCUCAGCAUGUAGCAAUGAGGACUUGUAAGUAAGGCAUUCAGCUACAAAUGUCACUUGUAAGUAAAUGGUAAAGAAACCAUUUUAAUCUUGUAUAUAAUGUUUAUAAUAUGCAAUAAUAUAUUUUAACUACUGUAUGUGGGCAUGUUUACUGCCACUAUGUUUUUGUAUGUGUUUGGUUUAGGGUUUAAUAGAAUCUGUCCUAGAGGAUUAAAUUGCUGCAAUCUGUUAAAGAGUGUGUACUGAGAAGCUGACACCUGAAUCUGUACUCAUAUGCUCCAUCCUUGCUCACACAGUUGUAUGUUGGAAUAUUAGAGCUGACUCUGCUACUGGGUCUUGGAUGCUCUGGCACAAUGGGGCCCAUCUUAGGUGCCCAAGUCCCGGCUAUAGAUACCUGAGUCUCCCAUCCAGCUGUAACAAAAUCCAAAAGACACAGUGUGUCUGCUGCCUGGUUUGCCUAGAAGUACAGAAGGUACUUCUUCCUGGUUGUCUUCCUUUGAUAAAGCAGAGGCUCCUAAAGUGGCCUUUUCUCAAACCUGUGGUGGGAAGGUUCUUUCUGCAGCAGCAUCAAAGCACUCCCCUAGACUGUAAGAAACAGGACUUCAGACUCUUCUGUUUAAGUGUAUUUGCUCUUGUAUUUCCAUUUAAUGACUCUGUUGUGAUUUCUAGGACACUUAGGUGAUGUAUAAGCCUGGGCUUAUUCAAAAGGGCUUGAUGCAAAUAUUUGAUCAAAACUGGAACAAUUUUUCCAGUGGAGAUUGAGUGUCCCACAACUGAGGUGUGGAGAUUGGUCUCUCUCUCAAGGGCUGCAUCUGAAUCCAAGUUGAACUACAUGGUUAUUCCAUCAAAUUCCACACCUAUCUUGU
Messenger RNA from Poecile atricapillus (Black-capped chickadee), 3293 nucleotides. It is a transcript of the gene GRHL2, whose product is annotated as grainyhead like transcription factor 2. Bases 55 to 1914 code for a protein of 619 amino acids. The transcript is spliced from 16 exons. Gene Ontology annotation, biological process: regulation of transcription by RNA polymerase II; neural tube development; brain development. Lineage: Eukaryota; Metazoa; Chordata; Aves; Passeriformes; Paridae. Gene Ontology annotation, cellular component: nucleus. Gene Ontology annotation, molecular function: RNA polymerase II cis-regulatory region sequence-specific DNA binding; DNA-binding transcription activator activity, RNA polymerase II-specific. The record is from RefSeq and is a predicted model, not a curated record.